Molecule: messenger RNA, 741 nt
Organism: Penicillium soppii
Lineage: Eukaryota; Fungi; Ascomycota; Eurotiomycetes; Eurotiales; Aspergillaceae
Product: ribosome assembly factor MRT4
Exons: 2
Coding region: 1-741 (246 amino acids)
Biological process (GO): ribosomal large subunit assembly; rRNA processing; ribosomal large subunit biogenesis
Cellular component (GO): nucleolus; preribosome, large subunit precursor
Molecular function (GO): RNA binding
Source: RefSeq, a predicted model, not a curated record
AUGCCUCGUUCAAAGCGUGCGCGCGUCGUCCACGAGUCAAAGACCGUCAAGAAAGAUCACAAGGAGCAGACCCGCCGUCUAUUCGCCAACAUUCGGGAAUGCAUUGAAGAAUAUGACCAUCUUUUCAUCUUUUCGGUCGAUAACAUGCGGAAUACCUACUUGAAGGAUGUGCGCACUGAAUUUGCCGACAGCCGAGUCUUCUUCGGUAAGACCAAGGUGAUGGCCAAAGCCCUCGGCCAGAACUCCGAGAGCGAAGCCGCCCCCAACGUGCACAAGCUCACUCCUUACCUGGCCGGCGCCGUCGGUCUGCUGUUCACCUCUCGCACGCCGGAAGCAGUCAUCGAGCACUUCGAGAACUUCCGUCCCCAGGACUUCGCCCGCGCAGGAACCGAAGCCACUCGCUCUUUCACUAUUCCCAACGGCCUUGUUACCUCUCGGGCCGGUGAGAUCCCCGUCGAACAGGACGAGCCUAUCAGCCACACCAUUGAGCCCGCUCUCCGUAAACUCGGUGUCCCUACCCGUCUGAUCAAGGGUAAGGUCACUCUUGAGUUGAUGGAGGGCCAGGAAGGCUAUCCCGUGUGCAAGAAGGGCGAGAUUUUGGACUCACGACAGACGACGUUGAUGAAGAUGUUCGGUGUGCUUUCUUCCGAGUUCAAGGUUGAGCUCAAGGCCUACUGGACUCGCAGUACCGAGGAGAUCAAGAUCCUUGCGCCUGAGGGCGGAAUGGAUGUUGACGCAUAG